UUGGAAAUUCGUUAGAAAGUCCCGUUCGAGAUCGAUUCUCUGAUAUUACGCACUGAGAAGAUACAUCUUACUUAGCCUUGUUUAUCAACGAUCGCGAUUUGGAAGAUAUUUCGAUAAUCGAUACGAUAACCCUUUGGACUUUGGCUUUCUUUACGUAAGGACAAAUAUAGGUUACUCGUCUAUUACCACCACGCGAGCAUUACCGUUGAUGGUACGACACCGUGUACACUGUACAUGCUAAUCGAUCGGGCAUCCUAUACAUAUAUUGAAAAACCAUAAAUAUGAAACGUCUCGUCGCGCUAGUUUGCAUAAUACUAAGUCUUCAGGAUUCCACGGCUUUGCGAAUGGGAUCCACGGAUUACGAAGACAUGUCCUUCUGGAUGAAGUCCGGACAAGAAAAUCUUCAAAGGAUCUUGGCUCAUCGGGACAUCGAGAAUCGUGCGAAAAAUGUGAUCGUAUUCAUCGGCGAUGGAAUGGGCUCUAGUACGAUAACAGCUGGCAGAAUUUUGACGGGACAGUCGAAGGGUCUCUCCGGCGAAGAGUAUAAACUCGUUUUCGAGGAUUUCCCCAGUACUGGCUUUUCCAAGACAUACAAUGUUGAUAAGCAAGUACCAGAUUCAGCAGGCACGGCUACAGCGAUGUUUUCCGGCGUAAAGUGUCGAUACCGUGUUAUCGGAUACGAUGCUAAGGCACGUUACAAUCAUUGCGAUAAAGCGAUCAAUCAAUUGAGUAAAUUAACCACGAUCGCUGAUUGGGCCCAAGAGAGUGGUAUGGACACAGGUUUCGUCACUACGACCCGCGUGACCCACGCGACUCCGGCAGGGCUCUAUGCUCACGUGAAUAAUCGUGAUUGGGAGUGCGAUUCGGAAAUUCCAAAGGAGUACCGAGAAUGUACAAAAGACAUAGCUAGGCAGCUCGUCGAGGAUGCACCAGGAAACGGUUUCAAGGUGAUAAUGGGCGGUGGAGCCCAACAUAUGGGUAUGACUAUGGAAAAGAUCGACAAAGGCACCUGUAUCAGAAACGAUGGUAGGAAUUUGGCCGAGACGUGGAUAAAAAAUAAUCCCGAUGGGAAGCUGGUAACCGACGUCGAGGAACUAAUGUCCGUUGACAUUGGUAGUACCAGCAAGAUCAUGGGCAUCUUUGCACCUAGUCAUUUGCCUUAUCGCGCUGAGAAGAAUAACAAUGUUCCGUCCUUGGCGAAUAUGACGAUGCAAGCUAUCAGAUUGCUCAGAAAAAAUAAAAAUGGAUUCCUCCUGAUGGUCGAAGGUGGAAAGAUAGAUAUAGCACAUCACCAAAACUAUGCAGAGUUGGCACUUCGCGAAUUAUCCGAAUUCGAAGAAGCUGUGAACGUUGCCUUAAAACAGGUGAAAUUGGACGAGACUUUGAUAAUCGUCACAGCCGAUCAUUCUCAUUCUUUCACGAUGAAUGGCUAUCCUGCUAGAGGCAACGACAUACUUGGUUUAGCAAGUAACAUAGCCAAUAAGGAUGAUCAAAGAUACGAGACACUUACCUAUGCUAAUGGCCCAGGAUUUUUUUAUCAUCGUCGAAACGACAGUAAAAAUGUCAACGAGACCUGGAUAAACUUGGAAGAGGACAAAAAUCGUAGCAAUAUAUUUUAUAUGCACAUGGCUGCUCAAUAUCUAAAGGACGAUACUCAUGGUGGUGAAGACGUUGGAGUUUACGCUAUUGGUCCCUACUCCCAUCUCUUCCGUAGUACAUUUGAACAAAAUUACAUAGCUCAUGUGAUAGCCUACGCGGCUUGUUUCAAAGACUGGCCAUCGCACUGUGACAGUGCGUACAGUCGGUACUUUUACGAGUUGUCGAAUACGAGGGGACGUUCUACGGCGGCGUCGAGUUUCGCUUCUACGUAUACGAUAUUCACGAUACUCAUCUUGAUGUCAACUUUGAUGAGGCCUUGAUGAAAGAUCAUCCUCGUUCGUAGCAGUCAGCACAGUAUAUUACAUUUUUCUUUAUCUAAAUCGUAUCAAUGAAUUAUCAUAAUCAAAAUUUUAAAAAAUACUACCACGAUUUUCUCUCUCUUUUUCUCUUUCUAUCUUGAAAUACGUACACGCACGUACGCCGCACGUAUGCCGUACGACACACACACACACACACAAUUUAUUUCGCGAUAAAAAUAUUAAGUAAAAGUUUUAUAAUUUGUCGAAUAUAUAUAUUUUAAAUUUACAUUCAAGCUUUCAUUGCAAGCUUUUAAUAAACUUUCCAAAUGAACAAUACACGAUCUCUUGAUAUUACAUAGUUAUAAAAGAAUAAAGAAACCAAUUGUGUGUUAGUAAUAAGAAAUAAUUCUUUCUUUUGUAUUUUUGGCAUAGAUUCUUUCUCUUUCAUGAGAAAAGAAUGUCAGAUGAUCAUUAAUCAUAUACUCGAAUACUGUUAUACUGCUAGUAUACUCUAAUUAACAUAAAAUAUCCACAUUGUGAUGUUACAUUGUUAUUUUAUGUAAUAUUUAUCGAAUGGUACAGAUCGUUUUUAACUUGGAUGUAUUUUACAAUAGUUUUAUAGUAUAGGUAACAAGUGAGGGUUUUGUGUCACACAUAUGUGUGUGUAUAUAAAUAAUUACUCUGAUGUUGCGAUGUUCUUUGUUUAAUAUACUGAUGGCCCUCAGUUGGUUAAAAUACUUUAGAUUAUAUCAGAAAAUGCUUCUUUAAAAUCUGUUGUAAUAUGUUGAGUCAAUUGAAUAUGUAUUAUAUUUGCCAAAUCUGUAUUGAAAAAAGAAAUUUAAAAUACUUUUGGGGAAAUGUUUUAUAUAUAUAUGUGUUUAUAAUAUUGUAACAUUUCUCACCUUAUUCGACAAAUGUUUUAAUCUCUUUCAUAUCCAAGUAAUCAUUGAAAUGUUGUGUGGCUUCCAUUACUGCUUGUCAUGAUAAAAUGAUUUCUUCAUAUUGUUUCUUUUAUAUCAAUGUUCGAAAAGCGCACAUUAUGUAAUGUAAUAUAAUAUUUUAGUUGAAAAUAUUAAAAUACAAAUUAAUGUUCUUUUAUCGAAGCUUUCUUUGGUCCUUUUCUUUCAGUUAUGUAUUUUUUAUUGAAUAUGUCGUACAUGUAUCGAAUAGCUGAGGAUUCUGAAUUCAUUCUACUUGUAUAACAUUCUUGUAACUUUAUUUCUUUAAUUUUGCAGUAAUGAAUUUAAUGUGGAUUCUUUCAACAUUUAUUGUUGACGUGUAAUUAGUAAUCGACAUCAUCGGAAUAAGGAAUAUUGAUGCAUAAGACUUUUAUUUCAUUCAAUGAUAAAUAUUUACUGAAAAUCGAAGAUGUUAAGUUUUACAUAAUAAUCGUAUAAAUUGCAUCCUAGAACUACGAAUUCUUCUAUUGUCAACUGGACAUAGUUGGAAAUUUAUUUGCACGGUAAAUGAUCACGAAUAUCAUUCAUAAACAAAUUAUAUUUUAUUCUUUACUUUUUACCGAAUACACAAUUACAAUUAAGUGUAUAAACUAUUUAUUUUUUUAUGAAAUUUAAAUAUAUUACACAGAGCACAUUUAGUAUUUUUUAAAUUAAUCCUCAUUAUAAAAGCUUUUUAUUUUUAUUUAUAACCUAUAUAUUAAAAAUCGAUAAGAAAUUUAACAAUUAUAAUAUCAUAGAGUGUUUCCAUCUCUCUCUUUGAAUUGCACAGAUGAUGUACGCGCAUAUGCGACAGUCCAAGUUACGAAUGUCUUGCAACUUGAAUUUCAUUACUAGCAUAAUCUUUAUCAUUCCGAGUGAAGCUAUAUCCAGUGCCAACUGGAUUAUCAAUGUAAAUUAAAUUACGAGAAAUACUUAAGAAAUAUAAUACUUACACGAUGCAAGCGUUGUUAGACUCGUUCGUCGUCCAGAUAAAACACGUCCAGAGAGAUGCUUAGAGGAACGAAUACUGCGUACUAACCACGCCUUAGUAAGGACGACGAAUGUGGGAAAAUCGUGCCACGGUUGAUCUCUCCGAUCGUCCCUUGUUUAUUUACAAAUACUUUUCACUACAAGACUUCCCCAAUUCUCCGAAUUGUAUACACGUACGACGUAUAUAUACACACGUAGUAACAACAAUUUAUCACGCUCGACCGGUUUUUCUUUCGUUGUUUGCCGGAAACAAUAGGUAAAGGAAUCUUUAAGCUAUUAUCUAUAUACUAAUGUUAUCUUUCUUUUUCUACGAAGAGCCUCUUUGUAUGUAUUCAAAAACAGACAAACUUACGUGCGCGCAACGAGACUUUGCUAUAACGAAGAUUUAAACUAUCUAAUUUUAAAAUUAACCUUAUCCUUUACUUUUAUGCGUGAAUUAUCGUCGAGAAAACAUCAUUUUUUGACACGAUUUUUUCAAACAAAACGAAGCGUGUAUUCGAAAGUUCGGAAGAAUCGUAUUCUCACUAGAAUAUUCAUCUUUGAAGCGAUCUCGUUCGUCAAAAUCGUUAAAAAAUUAUAUCUGUAUUUAUCGUUGGCGUAAACCAACAUAAAACAACGAGCGAUGGACUGUCAACAAAAACGGACCUUUCAACGAAUCGGAUGGUUACUCUCUCUCUUUCUAAAAGCAGAAACUUCAAAAUCAAUACUUUCCUCGUACUAACAUCGAAAAUAAUACACAUUUAUAUGAAAAAUAAUCGUACGCGGGCGCACGAACAUUUUCCUUACAAAUAUAUUUUCACGUUUACGAGCUUUAUUUCUACAGAUAUCAAAUCGAAAUGAUUAAUUUUCACAGUUUGAUGCAGCAAGAUAUUCGUUUAGAUAGUUUUUAAUUUCGUAUAUCAUAUUUUUAACGUUUCCAUAUUAUUAUACAAACAGAUCGAAACAACAAACACGUGGGGAAGCCAUUGUAAAGAUGACGUAACGCGUACGCGGGACGGUCCAUAGCUUCCUUCCUGCCGCUUAAUCCGCCAUUCCGAAUUAGUUCGUGGCACGCGUCGCAACCGAGCUUCGUCCUCUCGUUAAUUGCAGUUAAUCAGAAUAUUUUAUCCAACGUACGCUCUAAUUUUGUAUAUCGAUCGAACGUCGAAAACGCUAUUUCCACGGGUGAAUUUAUUAACAUCGAUCACGCUCAACUACGAAAUAUAUUCUGCUGCGUUCCUUAACCUAACAACCAUACAAGCCAUCGUUAUUUUCGAUUAUACAAUGGAAGAACUACGACGUUCGCAUUUUCGUCAUCAAUUUUACUUAUUUACAAUGAGAAAUGAUGUUGGACACACGACAACGACGACUGAUCGAAACUUUACAAGCACGUGGGGAAGCCAUUGGAAAGAUGACGUAAUAUGUACGUACGACGGUCCACAUCUUUCUUGCUGCCGCUUACUCCGCCAUUCUGAAUUAUUUCGUGGCGUUUGUCGCAAGCCAGCUUCGUCCUCUCGUUGACUGCAGAAUGGGAGAGGUACGACGUCUGGAUUUUCGUCUUCAAUUUUACUUAUUUACAAUGAGAAAUGGUGUUGGACACAUGACGACGAGUGAUCGAAACAACAAGCACGUGGGGAAGCCAUUGCAAAGCUGACGUAACGCGCAUGCGCGACGAUACAGCUUCCUUGUUGCCGCUUAAUCCGCCAUUCUGAAUCAGUUCGUGGCACGUGUCCCAACCAAGCUUCGUCCUCUCGUUAAUUGCAGGAUGGAAGAGGUACGAUGUUCGGAUUAUCAAUUUUACUUACGUACGAUAAGAAGUGAUAUUCGAUACAGGACGACGAGUGGGCGUAGAUUCUGUAAAUUUGUUCGUCAGCGUUAACAACACAGUGUGGCCCAUGUUCCUAGAAAGAAGCAAGAUUGAUUUGGCUAGAGUUCAACAAAGUAGACGUCUUCCGUUUAAGUUUAUAUAUUCAUUCUUCGAUUAAGCAGUGUUCUUUCAGCGAAACUUCUUUUAGUAAUUUGCCGUCAGAGUAUAUUUUUUGUUCGAUUGUACAUUUUUUGGGAAGUGCGUUUUAUAUACGUGGAAUAGUUGAUAAUUCGGAAUUCAUUCAAAUUGAUUAACGUUGAUGUAACAUUAUUUCUUUAAUUUUACAUUAGUGGAUUUUACAUGGAUUCUUUCAACCUUCAUCGUCGUCAUGUGAUUAAUAAUCGACAUCAUCAGGAUAGGGAGGAGUUGUGCACGGUCGUCACCGCGCAGUUGAAUCUUUCUAGACGCAACCCACUUUUUAUCGAGCACUUGUUUAUGGUCGAGAUUUGUCUCGUACCAUUUUCUGUGCAUUUACGCUGGUUGCUCUGCCUUCGUCCAGCAUUAUAAAAUAACCGAGGACAUUCUACUCUCCUCCUUAUUUUUUAGACCUGCUUCAGAUGUCGUUAAUUGAUCUCACGUCGAGGACGAUCGAUGGGAAAAUCUAUGUACGCGAACGCGCUUAAUCUACAUUAUUUUAACGAGUCGUCGUCCGUCUUGGAAUAUCACUGCGAAAUAAAAAUUGUAGACUUUUCGUUGAUAGUACAUGAGAGAACGAAUACUGCUUAAAUCACGGAGUGGAUGUAUCAUUCGACGGGUCGUUUCCUGAUUGCUGUAAUGCGGUUGACAGUUCUUUAGCCAUCGAAAUGUUACAAGCACGUGGGGAAGCCAUUGCAAAGGUGACGUAAUGCGCAAGCGCAGCGGUCCACAGCCUCCUUGCUGCCUCAGAAUCCACCAUUUUGAAUAAUGAUUGGCACGUGUUAUGACCAAGCUUUUUUCUUGCAGGGCGUAGAUUCUGUAAAUUUGUUCGUCAGCGUUAACAACACAGUGUGGCCCAUGUUCCUAGAAAGAAGCAAGAUUGAUUUGGCUAGAGUUCAACAAAGUAGACGUCUUCCGUUUAAGUUUAUACAUUCAUUCUUCGAUUAAGCAGUGUUCUUUCAGCGAAACUUCUUUUAGUAAUUUGCCGUCAGAGUAUAUUUUUUGUUCGAUUGUACAUUUUUUGGGAAGUGCGUUUUAUAUACGUGGAAUAGUUGAUAAUUCGGAAUUCAUUCAAAUUGAUUAACGUUGAUGUAACAUUAUUUCUUUAAUUUUACAUUAGUGAAUUUUAUAUGGAUUCUUUCAACCUUCAUCGUCGUCAUGUGAUUAAUAAUCGACAUCAUCAGGAUAGGGAGGAGUUGUGCACGGUCGUCACCGCGCAGUUGAAUCUUUCUAGACGCAACCCACUUUUUAUCGAGCACUUGUUUAUGGUCGAGAUUUGUCUCGUACCAUUUUCUGUGCAUUUACGCUGGUUGCUCUGCCUUCGUCCAGCAUUAUAAAAUAACCGAGGACAUUCUACUCUCCUCCUUAUUUUUUAGACCUGCUUCAGAUGUCGUUAAUUGAUCUCACGUCGAGGACGAUCGAUGGGAAAAUCUAUGUACGCGAACGCGCUUAAUCUACAUUAUUUUAACGAGUCGUCGUCCGUCUUGGAAUAUCACUGCGAAAUAAAAAUUGUAGACUUUUCAUUGAUAGUACAUGACAGAACGAAUACUGCUUAAAUCACGGAGUGGAUGUAUCAUUCGACGGAUCGUUUCCUGAUUGCUGUAAUGCGGUUGACAGUUCUUUAGCCCACGUGGGGAAGCCAUUGCAAAGGUGACGUAAUGCGCAAGCGCGGCGGUCCACAGCUCCCUUGCUGCCUUAGAAUCCACCAUUUUGAAUAAUUAUUGGCACGUGUUACGACCAAGCUUUUUUCUCACGUUGAUUGCAGAAUGGAAGAGGUAUGACGUCCAGAUUUUCGUCAUCAAUUUUACUUAUUUACAAUAAUAAAUGGUGUUCGACACACAACGACUGGAUGUAGACGUGAUUUCUUUCGUUAUUGUUGACAUUACAUCGUGGCUAGUUUUCUUAAAAAUAAGCAAGAUGAAUUUAGUUACAUUCGAACAGAAUUGACAUCUUGACAGUACGAACGCUACUUAAAUCGUGGAAGGAAGCGUUCCUUGAUCUAACAACCAGCUAAGGAAUCAUUAUUUUCGAUGAUAGAAAGAAAGAAGUAUGAAGUUCAAAAUUUUCGUCAUCAGUUUUACUUAUCUAUGAUAAGCAAUGGUAUUGGACACAGGACGACAACUGAUAAGCAAUAGUUGACAUAUAUUAUUAUUUAUUUUCACGUUACCCUUUACGAUAACGUUUAGCUAAUUCUACAUUUAUUUUUUCAGGGUAUAGGCAUUGCGAUUUCGUCCGUUAUUGUUAACAAUGCAUCGUGGCCCGUGUUCCUUGAAAUAAGCAUGGUGAAUUUAGUUACAGUCGAACAGAAUUGACAUCUGUUUACACAUUCAUUCUUCGAUUAAACAGUGUUCUAUUAACGAUACUUUUACAUCGGAGUAUAUUUUUCUUCCGAUUACAUUUUUCAUUUAAUAUACAUCGAGUAGCUGAUAAUUCAAAGUUUAUUCAAGUUGGAUAACGUUAUCGUAACUUCAUUUCUUUAAUCGAUGAAAAAAUCUAUGUAAGCGAACGCGUCUUAAAUAACACUAUUUCAACGAAUCAUAUGGUCUCUCUUGAAAUAUCGCUGCGAAAUAGAAACGAUAGGCUUUUCGUCGAUAGUAUACGACAGAACGAACACUGCUUAAAUCGAAAUAUAUGUGUUAAUUGGGUCGUGGAUUCCCGGAUAGCAGUUCCUAAGUAUCACGCUCGUUAGAGCAAGAUGGUUCUUUAUUCUCUUGUCUGAUGAGGAAUACUUAACAUUUUGAUAUUUUUAUUAUAACACUAUUUUUAUUAACUUUGUUAAUUUUUUUUUUUUCUUUUAGGAAGCCUAUGUUGUAAUUUCGUUCUACUGUUUGGAUACGGAUAAAAGAACAAUUCAACGCUCUAGUUGGAAAUGGUCUUUGUAAAAUUGCGACUCACGGAAAGCCUCCUUCCUCUAGGAUCUAUCAUGAAUAUGAAGAUGAGAGAGGAAAGGAAAGGAGCCAGGAAGAUGCGAUGGAAGCAAUAACGAAGGAUGGAAUCUUGAAGAAUCUUCCAUUGGGUUAAAAUCAGCACGAAAACAACGCUUCCUUCAUUUUACCGAACCGAAAGAAGACUCGCCUCUCCUUCGUGCGUAUUGCUUCUUUAAAUCUGCUUAAGCUCCAACGUUCUACGUAAUUCUCGGCGAUUUUGCGCACCCCUAAGCGUUUCUGCGUGACACCCUGAGCAUUUCUGCGACACCUGGAGCGUUUCUGCGACACCCUGAGCGUUUCUGCGACACCCUGAGCGUUUCUGCGACACCCCGAGCGUUUCUGCGACACCCCGAGCGUUUCUGCGACACCCCGAGCGUUUCUGCGACACCCCGAGCGUUUCUGCGACACCCCGAGCGUUUCUGCGACACCCCGAGCGUUUCUGCGACACCCCGAGCGUUUCUGCGACACCCCGAGCGUUUCUGCGACACCCCGAGCGUUUCUGCGACACCCCGAGCGUUUCUGCGACACCCCGAGCGUUUCUGCGACACCCCGAGCGUUUCUGCGACACCCCGAGCGUUUCUGCGACACCCCGAGCGUUUCUGGGACACUACCUUGAGCGUACCUUGGAUACCCUAAGCGAUCUUGCAUGAUACCCUGAGCGUUUCUGCGACACCCUCAGCGUACCUGCGCAAUCCCUAACGUCGUAUUCUGUUCAAUUCUCAGCGUUUUGCGUAACCACCAGCAUUUCAAACGAUUCCCCUGCUUUAGUCUUGCGCAUAAUUACGAUGUUUUACGAAAAAUUACAAGAUAGAAACAAAUUUGUUAGAAUCAUUGUUAUAAUAUUGUUGGAGUUUAUAGAGCGUUGAAAAAAUGAAACUUCAAUUGGAAGGUAGUACAUCAGUUGAUUUUUUCUUUCCGGAAUGUUAACAUAAAAUUGUUUUAUACUUCACAAGAUAUUACGUGCGGUGCAACGUUUAAGCGGUUGUAUUAUUGUUUAAAUCUUAUUUUAUAUCGACCAAUCGUAUAUUAUAGAUUCUUUAAAUAAUUGUAAAGUGAUAGAAAGCAUACAUAAACUUGGGUGCGUUAAGAAAACUAUUAUUUAAGUAUAAUUUUAUAUCGAACAAACUUAUAUUGUAAACCGUUUAAAUAAUUGUAUAGUGAUAAGAAGCGUAUAUAAACAAUGGUGCGUUGAGAAAAAUAUUUAAAUAUAAUUUUAACUCGAGUAAACGUAUAGUAUAGAAUGUUCAAAUAAUUAGUUAAACUAAUAGAAAGUAUACAUAAAUUCUGAUGCGUUGAGAGAAUUAUCGUUUAAUUAUAAUUUUAUACCGAACAAACGUAUAUUGUAAAAUUGUUUAAAUAAUUGUAAAGUGAUAGAAAGCAUACAUAAAUUUGAUGCGUUAAGAGAAUUUUAGACCACCGUUGGGCGUAUCGAAAACCGUCGUCCAGUAUUUAUCCGUAACAAGAAACAUCUUUUUAGACAAUUCUUAGGAUAUCGCGUGACCCCAGCUUCGCGAAUAAUUGAAAUGCUCAUAUACUAAAAAAGAAAAAAUAUUAUUUUUAUCAUUGUAAUAAGAAAGCGUCGAAAAAAAAGGAAGGCAGUAUGUAAGCAGAUUUCUGUUCUGCGAAACGUUCGAUUAAAAUUAUUUUCUACGUACUACGAGCGGUAUAAAGCUUGAGCGGCGGGGUUGUAUUCUGUAAAUAUUAGUUUGAUACUACCGAGCGUACAUAUGUAGCGUACAUUGCUUAAAUGAUUGUAAAACGACAAAAAAUAAAAAUGAUCUAGGUUUAGCGCGGUUCAACGCGGUCCAACGCGUGUACCGGAAAUUUUAGGGCAUGGUAGAGCGUUUCAACUACCGUGAAUCCAUUCGUGCGUAAUUAAGCGUAUUGCGUAAUUCCGAACAGAUUGGCGUAACCCUUAGAAAUAUUGCGUAAACCCCUAACCCUUAUUUAGGUAAAUUCUCUGGCUCUGCCAGACGCAACCCAGCGAUUUCGCCGACUACGUGGUUUGGCGUAAGUAUCCAUUUGGCAAGGUAUGGUUUUUUUACACGUAAGUCCUAUCGAUUUUUCGCAACGUCCAACGUGGACACCCAGAGUUUUGUCUUUUUCAGGUUAUCUGCAACCUCGGAGUUGUUUAUUUACCUACAUACUAUCGAGAUUACUGAAGCGAUGGUAUUUUUUUUUGCAUAAUGUUAAGGGCAUUGCGUCGUUUUAAACGAAUGCGCGUAAUCAGUAGUUUUUCUUUAUUUUUUGUAUGAAGCCCAGCGUAUCUAUAUAAUCCUUACAAAUUUUGUGUAAACCUUUGCGUGUAUUCAGCCGAACUUCUGUGGUCUAACUUCGGUGUAAUCCAGACGCGACCCAACGAUUUGCAGUAAGUAUUUUUCUCACUUAAUGCCUUUAUGUUCGUUCCGUAAUUUUACGCGUGUUGCGUAAAUUGCAUAGUAUCUGCAACCCGCAGCUUAUUUUCCUAGGUACCAGCGAAGUUAUUUAAACUGCGGCAUUUUUUUUUUCAUAGUUCGGGAUAUUUUCGUUUUAUCCGAAGAAUCCGCGUUUUUAUAUAGCCUAACGUCUCUGUUUAAACCGUGGCGUGUAUUUAGCUUCAUUUUAGCGUGUCUACUUAACUCUAACGUUUCCACAUUAUCACUUAGUUAUCGACCGUAUUUUUUUUUUUAACGUGAUCUCUAUUCGUCGCGUAAUUCUUCGCGUAUAUAGUAAUUUGGAGGGUAUUUAGAGCCCUAGCUUAUUUUCCAUGAUACUGGAUGGGUUACUUACCCGACAGAAUAUUUGCAUAGUCCCAGGGGCACUUCCGAUGAAUCGUUGCAAUGUCCAACUUCUUUACAACGCCAAGCGAUUUUGCGAAACCUUUGCACGAUUUGAAAGCCCUAGUGUAACGUAGCGUAUUUUUACAUAACGAUCCCGAGAUUUGUCGAAAGUACUUUUUUCUUUUUUCAUAAUGCUUGUCGGAGGUUUUUCUUUUUGACAUUCUUAACAGCUGCGUUAUUCGUAGAAUACUCUAAGCAGCUUAUUUUCGUAGAUACUAGCUAGGUUAUUGAAACGACAGCAUUUUUUCUUUUUUCUUUUUUAUAAUUCGUAGGGCACUCGUUAGAUCCGACGAAUCUGCGUAAAUACUAGGAUUUUACUCUUAGAUGACCGUGUACUUUCAUGUGUAUCUGCAACUAUCAGCUUAUUAAUCGAAGAUAUUACCGAGGUUAUAUGAUCGACUGCAUUUUUUUUUUGCAUAAUCUGUGGGGCACUCGCGUUAUUUCCGAAGAAUCUGCGUAAAUACUAGGGUUUUCAGGAAAUGCAGCGUUUCUGUGUAAUCCUUGUAGAUUUGGCGUCGGUAAUAGGGCGUAUUUAGGUAGCCUCCGAGAAUGCGGCGUAAUCCGAUUGUUUCCGCGUUACCACCCUGUGAUUUCGCGUAAGUACUUGCAUUUAUACGUAAUACUUGUGUAAAUUCCUGUCGGUUUUCGAUAACUCGUGGAUGACCGUGUAGUUCCCGUGUACUUACAACUGUCGGCUUAUUAAUCGAAGAUAUUACCGAGGUUAUAUGAUCGACUGCAUUUUUUUUUUUGCAUAAUCUGUGGGGCACUCGCGUUAUUUCCGACGAAUCUGCGUAAAUACUAGGGUUUUCAGGAAAUGCAGCGUUUCUGUGUAAUCCUUGUAGAUUUGGCGUCGGUAAUAGGGCGUAUUUAGGUAGCCUCCGAGAAUGCGGCGUAAUCCGAUUGUUUCCGCGUUACCACCCUGUGAUUUCGCGUAAGUACUUGCAUUUAUACGUAAUACUUGUGUAAAUUCCUGUCGGUUUUCGAUAACUCGUGGAUGACCGUGUAGUUCCCGUGUAUUUACAACUGUCGGCUUAUUAAUCGAAGAUAUUACCGAGGUUAUAUGAUCGACUGCAUUUUUUUUUUGCAUAAUCUGUGGGGCACUCGCGUUAUUUCCGACGAAUCUGCGUAAAUACUAGGGUUUUCAGGAAAUGCAGCGUUUCUGUGUAAUCCUUGUAGAUUUGGCGUCGGUAAUAGGGCGUAUUAGGUAGCCUCCGAGAAUGCGGCGUAAUCCGAUUGUUUCCGCGUUACCACCCUGUGAUUUCGCGUAAGUACUUGCAUUUAUACGUAAUACUUGUGUAAAUUCCUGUCGGUUUUCGAUAACUCGUGGAUGACCGUGUAGUUCCCGUGUAUUUACAACUGUCGGCUUAUUAAUCGAAGAUAUUACCGAGGUUAUAUGAUCGACUGCAUUUUUUUUGCAUAAUCUGUGGGGCACUCGCGUUAUUUCCGAAGAAUCUGCGUAAAUACUAGGGUUUUCAGGAAAUGCAGCGUUUCUGUGUAAUCCUUGUAGAUUUGGCGUCGGUAAUAGGGCGUAUUUAGGUAGCCUCCGAGAAUGCGGCGUAAUCCGAUUGUUUCCGCAUUACCACCCUGUGAUUUCGCGUAAGUACUUGCCUUUGUACGUAAUACUUGUGUAAAUUCCUGUCGGUUUUCGAUAACUCGUAGAUGACCGUGUAGUUCCCGUGUAUUUACAACUGUCGGCUUAUUAAUCGAAGAUAUUACCGAGGUUAUAUGAUCGACUGCAUUUUUUUUUUUGCAUAAUCUGAGGGGCACUCGCGUUAUUUCCGACGAAUCUGCGUAAAUACUAGGGUUUUCAGGAAAUGCAGCGUUUCUGUGUAAUCCUUGUAGAUUUGGCGUCGGUAAUAGGGCGUAUUUAGGUGGCCUCCGAGAAUGCGGCGUAAUCUGAUUCUUUCCGCAUUACCACCCUGUGAUUUCGCGUAAGUACUUGCCUUUGUACGUAAUACUUGUGUAAAUUCCUGUCGGUUUUCGAUAACUCGUAGAUGACCGUGUAGUUCCCGUGUAUUUACAACUGUCGGCUUAUUAAUCGAAGAUAUUACCGAGGUUAUUUUAUCGACUGCAUUUUUUUUUUUGCAUAAUCCGCGGGGCACUCGUUAUAUCCGACGAAUUUGCGUAACUACUAGCAUUUUCAUAAAGUCCGGCAUUUCUGCGUAACCUACAGAUUUUACAAAAAUCUAAGUACGCAAUCUACAGCGUGGGACAUAACCCCACUGUCUUCGCUUUACCAUCCGGUGAUUAGAAGUAUUUGUCCGUUUUCUUUUUAGGUAAUCCCUCGGUUUUUCAAUAAUUCCUAACGUACCGACGUAGUUCCUAGGUUUAUCAGCAAUACCCAGGUUAUUUUCUUAGAUACUAGCGAGGUUACUUAAACGAUAUUUUUGUCCUCCGAGCUUUCUCCGUAAUCUCAUUUUUUUCCGCAUUACCAUCUCGUGAUUUCGCUCAAGUAUAUUGUUUUUCCGUAAUGGAUGUCGAUUUUUCCUAACUCCUAGAUGACCGUGUUAUUUCCAGGAUAUCUGUAACGAUCAGCUUAUUAAUUCUAGAUAUUAACGAGGUUAUUUAGUCGAUAGCAUUUUUGAAUAGUCCCUGAGGCGGUUGCAUUAUUUACGUAGACUAUACGAACUACCAGCAUCUUUAUAAAGCUCAUCGUUUCUGGGUAACCCUUACAGAUUUUGGCUUAUCCGACUGGCGAUUUGAAGUAAGUAUUUGUGCUUUAUUUUUUAUUCUUAUGUAAUAUCUGUCUUCAAUAAUUACUAAUAUACCGACGUAAUUUCUAGGUUACCCAUCUUAUUUCCCUAGAUUCUAGAGAGGUUACUUAAACGACAACAUGGUUGCAUAAUCCCAGGGGCAUAUUCGUUAUUUCCUACGAAUCAAGUAACGACCAGCGUCUUCAUAAAGUGCAGCAUUUCUGUAUAUCCUCAUAGAUUUGUCGUCAAUCCUAGAACGUAUUUAGGUGGCCUCCGAGCGUCAGGCGUAACGUCAUAGUGUCCGCAUAAGCGAAUAAAUUUGUUUCUACCUAA
Molecule: messenger RNA, 14579 nt
Organism: Vespula vulgaris
Lineage: Eukaryota; Metazoa; Arthropoda; Insecta; Hymenoptera; Vespidae
Gene: Alp4
Product: alkaline phosphatase 4
Exons: 19
Coding region: 282-1919 (545 amino acids)
Biological process (GO): dephosphorylation
Molecular function (GO): alkaline phosphatase activity
Source: RefSeq, a predicted model, not a curated record